GCACACGUAAGCGCGAUGACGUAAGGCGUUGUACUCGGAGAAGAGCGCGCGGCGGAGGAAUCAGCACAACUAGACCAGAGAAAAAGGCGAACAAGUCCAGCGUUGUAUUCUUCCUCCGCCAAUGUCCGUUUGUUUACCUUUUGGAAGCGGUUCUCUAGUAAGGAGGCUGGCGGCACCCUCGCUGCCCCAUGCUGGCUCUCGAGGAGAACCGCAGCUACGGGCUGUCCGGCGGCUGCCCGCUGCCGAGGAGCCGUGGCGCCAACGUUUCGGUGUUUCACGUCAAACUAACUGACAGUGCGGCUAGAGCCAUUAGCACCUUUCACCACGACAAGGCUUCAUCUGCCCCACCCACCAUCUCUUUCAAUGGAAACCAAGGGAAAAUCACAAUUCCCUGCUGCAAGAAUGGAGGUGAGGCGAGGAGCUUCAUGUUUGGGGUGACCAACGUCGCCCAGGACAAUCCCCACGGGAGCUUUGACUGCAUCCAGCAACUCAGCAUGAGUGGUGUGCAGGAGCUGUCAUGUCUCGGCGUGAUUCAGAAAAAGAUGACGGUCAAGGCGACAGAUGACUCGUACGACAAAGCCCUGCAGAGCAUGGCGCAGGCCGAGGAGGAGACCCGCAGCCGGGGAGCCAUCGUCAUCAAGCACGGCGGGCGCUUCCAGGGCAAGAAGGUGACGGUGCGCGCCCCUGCCCCAGCCCUCGCCAGCCUGACCAAACCUCGGCGCUCCACCAAGUCCCUUUUCAGCGGCAUCAAGGCAGCAGGCGUCUCCACAGGGAAGACAAAGGACGCCGGAGUACCCAAUGGGAGGACCACCAGUGAGGUGCAGCAGCGACCAAUCAGAGAGCGGGUGACACACUUGCUGGCCCUGAGGCCGUACAAAAGACCCGAGCUGAUGCUGAGACUGCAGAAAGAUGGACUUACCGCCAGAGAUAAAGGAAUGCUGGACUCUCUGCUGAAGGAGGUGGGUCAUGUCAACAGCAGAGACAACACUUUAGUGCUAAAGGACGCUUUGUAUAAGGAGCUGCAGAAAGACUGGCCUGGUUACACAUCAGGAGACCAGCAGCUUCUGAAGCGCAUCCUCGUCAGGAGGCUUUUCCAGCCGCAACAGAACCUCCUCAGCAUCCCCGAGACCCAGGUCAGCCCUCUCCGGGACACACCCAACUCCUCGCCGGCACACCGUCCCAAACAUUCCCUGGCAGAGGAGUACACAUACACUGACCCUCUGGCCAAUAAGAAGACAAGGAUCUCCCACUUGUCCCGCAAAACCGCAAGCGGCAUUUCCGCAUCGGGAUCAUCACCCCAAGCAGCUCACAGGGACGUCGUAGUGGCGCCACGGGAUGACUCUCAGAAGCACUCGCUUGACCCCCGCAAACUUUUGGACUCUUUGUCAGCAGCUUGUCCUCGGGAUACAGAUAACGCCGUCAGAUGGUCAGAUGGAUACUUAAGGCAAACUUCCUGCAAGCAGGAGACGCCCGAGCCUCUAGCAGAAUCUGAGCAGCCUCUUAAAGUACCUCAAGUGGACAAGAAGUCCAUUAAAAGGAAAAAGAACAAACACAGAGAGCAGAUUGAAGAAAGGAGGAGAGGCGACAAAGAGAGGAAAAGAGGUGACAGUCCAGGGGAUGGAACCAAUCAAGCUGGUGUGGACUGUGCAGAGCCUGCUGAAGUGAUGUUUGACUUGGAAGAGCCUCAAGCAGCUGAUGAUAGCAGUGAUUAUUUAACGAAGUACACAGAUAUUAGCAGCUACACUCAGCGGCAGCUUUACAAGGAGGAGUUCAACAAGGAGUACAGCGAGUACCGAGACCUGCACGCCCGCAUUGACAGUGUCACCAGACAGUUUAUGGAGCUGGACACGCAGCUCAAACAGCUCCACCACGAUUCCCAUAAAUACAAGACUGUUCAUAAUCAGAUACUCCACGAUUAUAGCAACAUAAAAAAGUCCAAUCCCAACUACAGCCAGGAGAGGAUCCGUUGUCAGUAUCUCCACAACAAACUGGCGCACAUCAAGAAGCUCAUAUCCAAGUUCGACCAGCAACAGCUUCAGCAGCAUUCUGCCCCCAACUGAAGAGAAAAGAGGGGGUCAAAUGUUACUUUCCGCACGUUGAAGCGAGGGGCGUGGAUACAGUCUGAGCUCUGAGCGGUAGGACUCGCCGCAGAAUAGGCUGGUAGUCGCAUGGGACGUGGAGAAGGUCAGCCAGAGGAACGGUUGCCGAUGCCGAGGUGAUCCGGAUCGCCAGUGUAACAAAGGCUCUUAAACCAAGACAAGGCACAUGACGAUGCUUUGGAAUAUUUUAGUGUCCCGUGCGCCAUGUCCAUGUUCACACUCUCAGAUGACAAAUGUAAAUAGCUACAGUGAUGAGAUUUGUCUUUUUUGUGAAACUAAUGUGUAAGGUCAGUGUUCCGUCUCACACCCUCAGCCCUCAUUUUAUGUAAAGGUACCAGUGUUGUCUCAAUGUCUAAAACUGUAUUCAGGGAUUUUUUUUGUUGUCCAAAGGAUUAAGGUGGAAACGCAUUGUUGCAUGCAGCAUAUUUUACAGAAUGCAUGCUUAAAUGAAUUGUCAAGAGAAAAAAAGUAUUUUGUGUAGGAUUUUUAAUUUUUUUGCUCAUUUUGGUCACUUCAGUUGUAAUACAUUCUAUAGGCAAAAGCUAAAUCAGAAAAUAUGUGAAUAAAUUCCGAUUUGAAUGUGCAUCAAA
Molecule: messenger RNA, 2689 nt
Organism: Doryrhamphus excisus (bluestripe pipefish)
Lineage: Eukaryota; Metazoa; Chordata; Actinopteri; Syngnathiformes; Syngnathidae
Product: RNA polymerase II elongation factor ELL-like
Biological process (GO): transcription elongation by RNA polymerase II; positive regulation of transcription elongation by RNA polymerase II; snRNA transcription by RNA polymerase II
Cellular component (GO): transcription elongation factor complex
Molecular function (GO): cis-regulatory region sequence-specific DNA binding
Source: RefSeq, a predicted model, not a curated record